CAACAUCCCACCGCAAAAUCGCUAGUGUUUGGAGGUGAUUUUAACCUCCAAAUUGCCAAAUAACCUCCAAAUCAUCACCUCCAAGUUAGUUCUAAUAACCUCCGUUAUAUGAAAUAUGGUGGCGCGUCGAUCGUCGCAAGUUUAUCGUUAAACAGUCAAUAGAAUCUCGAAUUUAAUGGAUCGAUAAAAACCUGGGAAAUCCAAUGUAUUUUUGUGAGUGUAGGAUUUAAUGUUGUAGAACCAAUCACAAUGUUCAAGUUCCUGUCGAAGGUGGUCGGAAUAUGCGGCUACGUUGUGCAGUACGGAUGCAUCACCCAUUGUACGUUUGAGUACUUAGGUGACUUCGUUGUGUGUGUUGGUCCAUCGAUGGAACCGACGUUGUAUACGAACAACAUUCUGAUCACGGAUCGGGUCAGCCCUCGGCUAAACCAUCUGCAGCGGGGCGAUAUCAUAAUCACCAAAAGUCCAACCAAUCCGGUGCAGCAUGUUUGCAAGCGGAUUGUGGGAAUGCCGGGCGAUCGAAUUAUGACCAAAGCAUCGUUCAAUUUGAACCCACUGUCAAACACCUACACCAUUUACACCUCAGUCGUUUCGACCACGCCAAAUGAACCCACCAAGAGCGCAGGGGUGGAACAGAAAUUGCGCCAAAAAGCGGACUUCGUGUCCGGUUCAGUGGAUACCGGGGUGCUGGCCACCAGUCAACCGUUACAACCGGACUUGCUGCGGGUCGUGGAUGUGGAGCAACAUCCACCACAUCCGGAAAUUAGAACCAGUAUUGUAACGGUGCCGAGGGGCCACCUAUGGAUCGAGGGCGACAAUGUGCAAAACAGUUCCGAUUCCCGCAACUACGGACCGGUUCCGAUAGGGUUGGUCAAAAGUAGAGCGAUCUGUCGAGUGUGGCCACUGACGGAGUUCAAGGUGUUUGUUUAGGUUCUAUUAGAUGUUAUUAGGUCAAAAUAAAUUAUUACAGCAUGCAUGGAUGAA
Aedes aegypti (yellow fever mosquito) is the source of this 984-nucleotide messenger RNA. RefSeq names its product mitochondrial inner membrane protease subunit 1. Gene Ontology annotation, cellular component: mitochondrial inner membrane peptidase complex; membrane. The transcript has 2 exons. Bases 250 to 930 code for a protein of 226 amino acids. Gene Ontology annotation, molecular function: serine-type endopeptidase activity. The record is from RefSeq and is a predicted model, not a curated record. NCBI's taxonomy places the organism in Eukaryota, Metazoa, Arthropoda, Insecta, Diptera, Culicidae.